Molecule: messenger RNA, 2424 nt
Organism: Chrysochloris asiatica (Cape golden mole)
Lineage: Eukaryota; Metazoa; Chordata; Mammalia; Afrosoricida; Chrysochloridae
Gene: SECISBP2
Product: SECIS binding protein 2
Exons: 17
Coding region: 1-2424 (807 amino acids)
Biological process (GO): selenocysteine incorporation
Cellular component (GO): ribonucleoprotein complex
Molecular function (GO): mRNA 3'-UTR binding; ribonucleoprotein complex binding; selenocysteine insertion sequence binding
Source: RefSeq, a predicted model, not a curated record
AUGGCUUCGGAGCAGCCGCGGGAGCCCGAAGGCGAGGGCAUCAAGUUAUCAGCAGAUGUGAAACCAUUUGUUCCAAAAUUUACUAGGCUAAAUGCAGUGUGGCCAGAGUCCUCAGAAGCAGGUGUCUUCCCUAGCUGCACAGCUACUUAUUAUCCACUUGUUCAGGAACUGCCAGUGACUGAGCAGAAAAUGUAUACAGAAGAUAUGGCCUUGGGAGUUUCAACUUUACCACCUCAGUGUGUGUCUUCUGACAUAACUAUUCAUCCAUACUCGUAUUCUCCUUACACCCUUGAGUCUAUACAGAAGGCUUGCUCAGUGCCUGGCUCUCAGUUUCAAUACAACCAACGUUGUUACCGAGGUUUGCACAACGGUAAGCCCCGAAGUGAGCACAGCUGCCAUCUUCCUCCAGAAAUGGAAGGUUUUCCUAAGAAAAAAACAUAUGAUGAACCAAAGUUUGAGAGUAGACGGUCUGGUGGAACUAUAUCAUCUGAUGUAAAAUCUGCUAGAGGUUCCCGUCAUACAUCGAUUCAUGGAAGAAACAGUUUGAAAUCAGAUGUCUAUCAUAAACGAACAGACAGAAAGUCCAGAAUCAUUGAAAAAAGCGAUGGAUCUACCUCCAAGCCUGAGUUUGAAUAUACCAGGUUGGACUUUCCUGAACUUCAGGGUACACAGAACAAUGGUAUAAUAGAAACACCAAAGCAACCCAAAUGGGGCCCUUUGCGCUCUGCUACAACCGACAUUUCUCUUCUAAGAGAAAUAAAACCAUCCGCCAUAUUGUCAGAGGGUGAAAUAGUGGGCAAAAAUAAAAGUCCAACUGAAUCUGUAGCUGAUAAUGCUGCUAACGAUUCCUCUUCAUGUACAAGAGAUCCUAAAACUAUUAGUGUAGCAUCUUCUGAAGUUUUAUCUUCUGAUCCUUCCUACAACAAAGAGAAACAUAUUGUUCAUCCUACUAAAAAGUCCAAAGCAUUACAAGAUGAUGGCAAUCUUGAGCAAAAUGAAGUCUCAAGAAAGAAUAAGAAAAAGAAAGAAAAGUCUAAGUCAAAAUACGAAGUCUUGACAGUUCAAGAGCCACCAAGAAUCGAAGAUGCUGAAGAGUUUCCCAAUCUGGCAGCUGCAUCUGAGAGAAGAAGCAGAGUAGAAUCAACAACAUUUCUGUCAAAACAGGAGCCACAGAAAAAAUUUAAAAGCAGUGGAAAGAAGAGUGAAAUUCCAGUUCAGCUGGAUUUGGGCAGAAUGCUCACAGCACUGGAGAAAAAACAGCACUCCCAGAAUGCAAAGCAGCCCUCCAAACCCCUGGUUUUCUCAGUGGGUGCGGUGCCAGUCCUUUCCAAAGAAGCCACGUCGGGGAUGAAGAGCCACUACUUGAGCCAGGUGCAGAGCCCUCACAACCCCUUAGACUCCAGUGCCCCGAUGAGGAAGAAAGGGAAGCAAAGAGAGGUUCCCAAGGCCAAGAAGCCAACCUCCCUGAAGAAGAUUAUUUUAAAGGAACGGCAGGAAAGAAAACAGCAGCGUCUUCAGGAAAAUAUAGCAAGUGACACGCAAGAUGUAGAGAGCAGUGGUGAAGAGCAGCCACUCCAGCAGCCUAGCCUCUCAGGUACUGGGGAAAUUGAAGAACCAAUCACCUCCGCUCUUGUAGAGGAGAGCAGAUCAGAAGAGCUGCUUACAGCUGAGCCACAGAGUGGCACAGAAACCUGCCAUCUUGGUCUUGACUCCAGCAGCUUCCCAAAGAUCCACAGCCGGAGGUUCAGGGAUUACUGCAGCCAGAUGCUUAGUAAAGAAGUUGAUGCUUGUGUUAUGGAUCUUCUCAAAGAGCUGGUACGUUUCCAAGACCGUAUGUAUCAGAAAGAUCCAGUCAAGGCUAAGACAAAACGCCGGAUUGUGUUGGGGCUGAGAGAAGUUCUCAAACACCUAAAGCUGAAAAGGUUGAAAUGCGUCAUCAUUUCUCCCAACUGUGAGAAGAUACAGUCCAAAGGUGGGCUGGAUGACACUUUGCACACCAUUAUUGAUUAUGCCUGUGAGCAGAACAUCCCGUUUGUGUUUGCUCUCAACCGCAAAGCUCUGGGACGCAGUCUGAACAAAGCCGUUCCUGUCAGUGUGGUGGGGAUAUUCAGCUAUGAUGGAGCCCAGGACCAGUUCCACAAGAUGGUUGAGCUGACGAUGGCGGCCCGGCAGCAGUACAAGACCAUGCUAGAAAGUGUGCGUCAAGAGCUGGCUGAGGAGUCCAAGGCUUGUACCCCACUCAGCCUGUCUACCCAGGACCCAGGCGGCUCUGUAGAGGAUGCAUGCCCAGCGCCCACUGAGAAAGAAGAGCCAUAUUACAUUGAAAUCUGGAGAAAACAUCUGGAAGUAUAUAAUCGAUGCGCCUGGCAACUGGAAGAAAGUUUAGGGGCUUCAACCUCUCAAAUGAUGAACUUGAAAUUAUAA